UCAUUUUCAGUUUCACUAAGCUGCUGCGCUCGCCUUCUGAAACCCUAAUCCCUCUGUUAAUCGUCACAAUGCCGCCAAAAUUCGAUCCCUCACAGGUCGUCGAAGUUUGCGUCCGAGUCACCGGAGGCGAAGUCGGAGCAGCGAGUUCACUCGCUCCAAAGAUCGGUCCUCUCGGUCUCUCCCCCAAAAAAAUCGGAGAAGACAUCGCUAAGGAAACCGCAAAGGACUGGAAGGGUCUUAGGGUUACCGUCAAGCUUACUGUUCAGAAUCGUCAGGCUAAGGUCGCUGUUGUUCCAUCCGCUGCGGCACUUGUAAUCAAGUCUUUGAAGGAACCCGAACGUGACAGGAAGAAGACGAAGAACAUCAAGCAUAAUGGAAACAUCUCCCUUGAUGAUGUCAUUGAGAUCGCUAGGAUUAUGAGGCCGAGGUCUAUGGCGAAGGAGCUUUCUGGAACGGUGAAGGAGAUUCUUGGAACUUGUGUUUCUGUUGGUUGCACUGUCGAUGGAAAGGAUCCUAAGGAUUUGCAGCAGGAGAUUAAUGAUGGUGAUGUUGAAAUCCCUCAGGAUUGAGGAGGUUUAUGUUUUUCCUGACUCUUUUGUUUGAUCUGUGUUUUUUAUUUAUAUUAAUUUGAGGAACUAUUGAACGUUUUUGUUGUUUGUUUACUGUUUUGGAUAAUUUAGAUCAUUUUGAGAGAUUUUACCAUCUUAGUUAUUAAUUAUGAUUACGACAUUUGCUAUGAUAUUUCUA
Molecule: messenger RNA, 747 nt
Organism: Cicer arietinum (chickpea)
Lineage: Eukaryota; Viridiplantae; Streptophyta; Magnoliopsida; Fabales; Fabaceae
Product: large ribosomal subunit protein uL11x-like
Biological process (GO): translation
Cellular component (GO): ribosome; cytosolic large ribosomal subunit
Molecular function (GO): large ribosomal subunit rRNA binding; structural constituent of ribosome
Source: RefSeq, a predicted model, not a curated record